Messenger RNA from Closterium sp. Naga37s-1, 573 nucleotides. The record is from the annotation of a GenBank genome assembly. Lineage: Eukaryota; Viridiplantae; Streptophyta; Zygnematophyceae; Desmidiales; Closteriaceae.
AUGUACUUCACUCUCUAUUUCCUCGUCACCCGCCUCCCUGACACUCUUAGCUCUGUCAGGGACCACUUCCUAGCGCUAGACCCCACCACUCUCACUGUCGACGACUUCGAGAAGCACCUCCUCGCAGCAGAGAAAAACAUCCUCGCUGUAGGUGCUGCUCGUGGCACCCCUCGCUCUCCCCUCUUUGAGGGGUGCUCCCCCUCCCCUCUCACCCCCUCCUACGCCUCCGCAGCUGCUGUUCACGACUACCUUGGUGCUGAGAGGGUCGGAGCUGCUUCCGCUCCUAGUGGGAAGCGUCGCAGCGGCAGGGGCGGCAGGGGUGGCAGGGGCGGUGGGGGUGGCGGUGGAGGUGGCGGUGGUGCAGGCGGCGGGGGAGGUGGAGGUGGUGGGGGUGGUCGUGGGGGUGGAGGCGGUGGAGGUGGUGGUGGGGGCGGCGGAGGCACUGGGAGCGGUGGAGGGGGCAGCAGCGGCGGUGGGGGAGGAGGGGGCGGUAGUGGCAUUGGUGGUCAGGGCCAGCAGCAGCCGCAGCAGCAGCAGCAGCAGCAUCAGCGCCUUGCACACCUUUACACUUGA